UACAAAAGAGGGGUAAGUAAGACAGCUAGAAACACUCCAGCCUUUACUUACAUACAUCUUUUCUUUUUAGAAGAAUUUCCACUAAACAAUGCCGUGGUAUCUAAGUACAUUCCGAGUAGGAUUUUCUAUCAUCUAUUCUUACUUUGCUUAUGUCCAGGUAAGGUGGAUUGCUGACGCAGAGGAUCGUUAUCGCCGCUCCAUGACGUGGAAGCCUGUCGUCGGGACGAUUUUAGAUCACAAGAUUGUCAUGAAGCGUGGAGGUUCGAGCCAAGUGCGGUAUGGCUUCAACGUGAAUGGGAAAGACUAUGUGGGCGACCGCUUUCGCAGCGGCGGCGUGCAUAAAGAGGAAAUGGUACCAAACCCGACACUUCUUGGGGCCGGAACGCAGCUUAUUGUUUACUACAAUCCGGCAGAUCCGAGUGAGAGCGCUAUCAAGCUUCAGGCGGAUCGUAGCGCAGAGUCGAUUUUCGUUAUCGGCACCGUGCUUUCGCUUCUAUUUUCGUAUCGUGCCGUUCGUUGCGAGACGAUUUUACCCAACAUGUUUUAUCGUUUUUUGGGUGCAAACAGACAGAGGGGCGGUAUUUCGGGCCUGCGCCAGGCUCGGCCACAUGCUAAACAAAAGAUGAAGUAUGGCAAAUAUACAGGAGCACUUUAGGUCACUUGUGGUGUGGUCAAUUUACCCACUUAGUUCUCAACCGUCAUUCACUUUGUUACCUAAGCAGAAUACCGUAACCAAGAAGACAGAGUAAUGGUUCAGCAAUAUCAUGU
This is a messenger RNA of Phytomonas sp. EM1, 768 nucleotides long. The record is from the annotation of a GenBank genome assembly. Lineage: Eukaryota; Euglenozoa; Kinetoplastea; Trypanosomatida; Trypanosomatidae.